Molecule: messenger RNA, 1040 nt
Organism: Paraphaeosphaeria sporulosa
Lineage: Eukaryota; Fungi; Ascomycota; Dothideomycetes; Pleosporales; Didymosphaeriaceae
Product: ribosomal protein L1
Exons: 2
Coding region: 28-912 (294 amino acids)
Source: RefSeq, a predicted model, not a curated record
AGCGCGACGACGUCCAUCACAGCUCCAAUGGCACAUCCACGCUCCUUCCUCGCUCCCCUGAGCAGAAUAACCGCCCCGUCAAUAGCGUCCGCGCGGCCGACGUUAACGCAAUUAGCCGCCCUCCCGCUGCACCAGACGUCAAUACGAUGCAAAACGACAAAGGCACCCGAUGCGAAGAAGAGGAAGGCGCGCAAGCACUACCUCCAGUCUGACCUCAAGAAAGCAGACCAGUUCUCGCUGAUAGAUGCGAUGCACUACAUCCGCGCCUUCGAAGUCGGCCGCACCCCGACGUCCUCCAAGUACGAAGUACACGUCCGCUUCCGCACGCUCAAGAACGGGCCCUCUGUCCGCAACCGCCUGCGCCUGCCGCACCCCGUCAAGACCGACCUGCGCAUCUGUGUCAUCGCACCCCCAGGCUCCAAGGCCGCUGCCGACGCCCGCGCGGCAGGCGCCUCGCUCGUCGGCGAGGACGAAGUAUUUGCACAGAUCAAGGAGGGCAACAUCGACUUCGACCGCUGCAUAUGCCACAUGGACAGCCUGCAGAAGAUGAACAAGGCCGCGUUGGGAAGAAUCCUGGGUCCCAAGGGGCUGAUGCCGUCGACGAAGACGGGGACCGUGGUCACCAAUGUUGGGGCGACGGUAAAGUCUAUGGUGGGCGCAAGCGAGUACAGGGAGAGAGAUGCGGUGGUACGGCUGGCGGUUGGGCAGCUGGGGUUCACGCCCGAGGAGAUGCAGACGAAUAUCAAGGCGUUCAUGGAGACGUUGAAGAAGGAUAUUGCGCGGUUGAAUGGCACACCCAAGGAGAUCCACGAGGUGGUGCUCAGCUCGACAAACUCGCCAGGGUUCACGCUGAAUGGGGAUUUCAAGGGCCCGGAUUCCGUGUCGGCGAGGGCGUUGUCGGGACCGUUGUAGCGGAUGGUCGAGCAUUUUGUACAAGACCGCUUUUGUAAACUUCCACUAGAUGUACAAAUAAUGUACAAUACGUACUUUUCCGGCCAGGACGCCACGCUGCGCUUGCAGUCUUUGCUACGCUAUGCUGG